UCAAGGCAGUGACUCCGCUGCGGCCAGCGCCGCCGCCGCCACCGCCGCCGCGCGCAGUUCAAUACCCGCCGGAGGUGGGCCAAAGGGUGCUAGAGCGCGGGGGAGGAGCGGAGCCCGGCGCGUCCCGGGAGAACCGCCACCGCCCCCAGGAGUCCGCUGGAGCGCGGAUCCCCCUGCAGGGGAGGAGGAGAGCGGCGGGCGGGACGCGGCGGCGGGCGCGCACCAUGCAGUCCCGGCGGGGCCAGCGCUGGCUGCUCGCCGUGCUGUGAGGCGGCGGGAUCCCCCGGUCGCCGCACACCGCCUUCCUCUUGCCCAGGUGCUGCCAGGCGCGCUCGCCCUUCGUCCGGCUCCCGGACCCUGGUGGAACGCACGGCCUGCCCCGCGUCCUGCCCCGCCCGGAUCAUGCGGGGGGGCUCGCAGGAGGUGGGGGCGAAUGACCGGUCUGCGGCGACCUCGUUCAGGGGACGACCCCCUCUUUGAGACGCCCCCACCUGCUGCCAUGUGCUGCCUCCUCGGGUACCCAGCCUAUCGCCAAACUUUCCCGAUGCCAGCCUGUCUCUGAGUCGCGUUUCUGAGCGAAGUGUCCCAGAGACGGAGGGCCCAGGCUGGCUACGGACUAUCUGCUUCUCUCGGGAUCCUCAGAGAGUACUUUCCUUGGAAUCGGAGCCCUAACCGUCCCUCCCCAGCCCUCUCCAGCGAAGAGCUGAGCGCUCCCUGAGGAGGCAGCGCCCUCACGAAACAGUUUAUCUUUGGACGGAUUUCUUUAAAAGAAAAAGAAACCAACAGGUUGCCAGUCCCGGCGCCACACAAGUCGGCGGAGAGGGAAGCCCGGAUCCCGGUUUCCCCUGCCUGAGCUGGCCCCGCGCUGGCUGCGGGAGACGAGGGGAGGGAGGGGGCUAUGGCUCGGCCAGACCCGUCCGCGCCGCCUUCGCUGCUGCUGCUGCUCCUAGCGCAGCUGGCGGGCCGGGCGGCGGCCGCCUCCAAGGCCCCAGUGUGCCAGGAAAUCACAGUGCCUAUGUGCCGCGGCAUCGGCUACAACCUGACGCACAUGCCCAACCAGUUCAACCACGACACGCAGGACGAGGCGGGUCUGGAGGUGCACCAGUUCUGGCCGCUGGUGGAAAUCCACUGCUCGCCGGACCUGCGUUUCUUCCUGUGCUCCAUGUACACGCCCAUCUGCCUGCCCGACUACCACAAGCCGCUGCCGCCCUGCCGCUCGGUGUGCGAGCGCGCCAAGGCCGGCUGCUCGCCGCUCAUGCGCCAGUAUGGCUUUGCCUGGCCGGAACGCAUGAGCUGCGACCGCCUCCCGGUGCUGGGCCGCGACGCCGAGGUCCUGUGCAUGGAUUACAACCGCAGCGAGGCCACCACGGCGCCCCCCAGGCCCUUCCCGGCCAAGCCCACCCACUCAGGCCUGCCGGGGUCGCCGGCCUCGGGGAACGACUGCGCCGCCGGGGGCCCGUCGGUGUGCAAGUGCCGCGAGCCCUUCGUGCCCAUUCUCAAGGAGUCGCACCCGCUUUACAACAAGGUGAGGACGGGCCAGGUACCCAACUGCGCGGUGCCCUGCUACCAGCCGUCCUUCAGCCCCGACGAGCGCACGUUCGCCACCUUCUGGAUCGGCCUGUGGUCUGUACUGUGCUUCAUCUCCACCUCCACCACGGUGGCCACCUUCUUAAUAGACAUGGAACGCUUCCGCUACCCUGAGCGCCCCAUCAUCUUCCUGUCAGCCUGCUACCUGUGCGUGUCUCUGGGCUUCCUGGUGCGUCUGGUCGUGGGCCAUGCCAGCGUCGCCUGCAGCCGCGAGCACAGCCACAUCCACUACGAGACAACGGGCCCUGCGCUGUGCACUGUCGUCUUCCUGCUGGUCUACUUCUUUGGCAUGGCCAGUUCCAUCUGGUGGGUCAUCCUGUCGCUCACCUGGUUCUUGGCGGCUGGCAUGAAGUGGGGCAACGAGGCCAUUGCGGGCUAUGCGCAGUACUUCCACCUGGCCGCGUGGCUCAUCCCCAGUGUCAAGUCCAUCACUGCGCUGGCACUGAGCUCCGUGGACGGGGACCCGGUGGCCGGCAUCUGCUACGUGGGGAACCAGAACCUGAACUCGCUGCGCGGCUUCGUGCUGGGCCCGCUGGUGCUCUACCUGCUGGUGGGCACGCUCUUCCUCCUGGCGGGCUUCGUGUCGCUCUUCCGCAUCCGCAGCGUCAUCAAGCAGGGCGGCACCAAGACGGACAAGCUGGAGAAGCUCAUGAUCCGCAUCGGCAUCUUCACGCUGCUCUACACUGUGCCAGCCAGCAUCGUGGUCGCAUGCUACCUGUACGAACAGCACUAUCGCGAGAGCUGGGAGGCUGCGCUCACCUGCGCGUGCCCCGGCCCGGACUCUGGCCAGCCGCGCGCCAAGCCCGAGUACUGGGUGCUCAUGCUCAAGUACUUCAUGUGCCUUGUGGUGGGCAUCACGUCGGGCGUUUGGAUUUGGUCCGGCAAGACUGUGGAGUCGUGGCGGCGCUUCACCAGUCGCUGCUGCUGCCGCCCGCGGCGGGGCCACAAGAGCGGCGGCGCCACGGCCGCCGGGGACUACGCCGAGGCGAGCGCAGCGCUCACGGGCAGGACCGCGCCGCCGGGCCCCGCCGCCGCCGCCGCCGCCUAUCACAAGCAGGUGUCCCUGUCGCACGUGUAGGAGGAGGCCGAGGCCGAGGGACCGGGACCGGGGCCGGGAGUUGAGGGAGGGAGGUUGUUUUGUUUGGUAGCUUUGCCAAGGUCACUUCCGUUUACCUUCUUGGUGCUGAUGCCCCCUCCCGGGGCAGCUUGGAGAGAGGGGAGAGGGACGGUUUCAAGGGGAGUACCUGUCCCAGGACUUCUCAAAGGGGCCCAGCUCACGUCUGUUCUAUCUUACUGCCUUUUCAAGAGGAACCCUGUUUUUAAUUUAUAUGUAGUUUUCUUAAUUUUUAACUUUGUUGCAUUUUGGCAACAAAAUUUACCUUUGCUUUGGGGGCUUUACAAUCCUAAAGUUGGCAUUAUAAUGAAGUUCCACUUGGUUCAGGUUUCUUUGAACUGGGUGGUCUAAAUUGGGAAAAUAUAUUUCCUAUACUUCUGUCUUUAAAAAUAAUGUGAACAGUGAAAGUUGCUGUGACUGGGAAGUUGUUCCGUGUGCUUUUCCAGGUUGUUUCUCCUUCCACUGCUUAAAGUGUCCAAGAUGCUUUAAGGUGAGCUGCUUGUCCCUGUUUAUAGUUCCUAAGUUAGGGGACACCCUAAGUCAUACCAAGGAGGGGUAGCAUAAUGUGGUUAGGGCCUCCGGAAAGUGACAAGGUUAGGCAAUGUUUAGAGAUUCUAAUGUGACCGUCCUAGCUUCGUUUAGCAAGCUUCGGUUUCUUUUUUAUAGUACUUGUAAUCAUUCUCGUUCUUAACAGUGCCAGCUUUGCUUGAAUAAGUUAGAGGUAGCAUUGCAGUGUCCGGAAUAAAUAUUUGGAAGAAUGUGAACCUAAGGGAUGGUGAUUGGUUGAACUUGAAUUCUAGACUGUUAAGAUGGCAGCUUUGUGCCCGAGGAGUGGGUGGUUCUUUUUUUUUUUUUUUUAACAUCUAUAGUGAGUGGUUCUUAAUAGGCUUUGGUGAUGCCACUUUUUUAAACUUGUGUUAAAACUUUGGUAAAAAUAAACCCACUUCCUUCUCUUCUGGCAGGACUUAGUGAUAGUGCUGAAGGGGGUUCCUUUUUACAUUUAAGGACUAAAAUGGAUAUAACUCCUGUAAUUAAGUAAAUUUCCAACACCUGUCUUAUCUGCUCCACACACCCCCCCCCACCCCCAUCCCACCUCCUUUAUCAUGUUAAACAGUCUUUUUGCUUUUCUUAUUCCUCCUCUCCUGGAGGGCUGUGAUUAGAAACCACACCCACCCUUGAAUGAGGUGCUUGAACGGGGGGAGGGAGGCUGGCUACCUGUGAACAAACACUGGCAGCGAUGAGGGAAAAUAAGUGUCCCUGGACUUUGGACUAGAUUACAGCCAGAUAUUCCAGAAGCAUCGAGACACUGCUCUCUGCGGCCUCUGGAAACAAAUGAAACCCAUAACACCCUUGCAUAAGCUUUUAAAACAUGGAUCAGUGUAGCAAAAGGAAAGCUGUUCCCCCCGCCCCCCUCGCCUCAAUAUAUUUUUCUCUUCCUCCUCUUCUGAGAAAGCCUAUAUAGCGAUGAGCACACACUUUACUGUUAGAGAAUUCUGUUUGCUUUCCUAAUCUAUCUGACCAUUCAUUCAAGAAGAGUGUGAGGCCAUUACUGGGGAAGGGGGUGACAGUGCAUUGGCCAGCAGAAUACCAGUGACCAGGACUGAGUGGGAACUAAAUUUAAGAAGCUAAAAUGGCAAAAACAAUUAAAAUUUGGGGACGUCUCCCUAGAGAAACAAGUGUAGGGAUUUGCGCUUCAUUUAUACCAAAGUUGGAAAAGUCAGAUUUAAGCCCAGGCCAGUUUUUACAUUGUGGAUAUUAAGUAAACAAGUGUAUACUUUCCAUAGUGGAUUUAAGCACUUUGCUGGUGGAAAGAAGCCUGUUGUUAUAGUUUUCAUGGACUUUCAAAAGCUAUUCACGUUUAUAAAAAUGCACUGCUCUUACACACUCAUCCUCUGAAUCAAAAUGUCAGUAUAUUCGACAAAACCUUGUACACAGAGCUACAGAACUUUUUGCACAUCUAAUUCCUCUACUUGUUCAGAAGAAGCUUCUUAGAACCUUGAAAUAGAUCCCCUGCCUGAGGGCCAGUUCCUCUCUUGUUUUUCAAAUGAGGAACUUUUCUGAUCACCUUGACCUCUUCCCUCAGUUAACAUGUCUUCCCAGAAAGCACAUAGAUUAUUCUGCUGCCUUAGGUCAUUGUGACUAAUUUGGGUUUUUCCUCUUCCUUUUUUUUUUUUUGUGGAGGAGUGUAAAGAUGACGCAGAAUGUAUCUAAAAGUUGUGGGAUGAUGUGGUUGAAGUGAUUUAAUUCUUCCUUUUAAAACAACUAUUUUCCAUUUUGGCAACAUACCAAACCUAAAAAGAACAACCAAUUUACUUAAAAAAAAAAGACAGUUAAGACACAGGAUACUAAGCCAAGGAGAAGCAAUACAGGUAAUGCAUUUGGAGAUCUAGGUCCAGGCCAACUCUCAGAGCUGCCUCUGUUUUCAGCCUCUGUUUUCACCGCUGCUCUCCCCCUCCCUUACCUCAAAGAUGAAGCCCACCUGCUUCCCUCAAGUUUUACCUCAGCCACCCCUCCUGCUACCCAGGGCAGAGAAGCCCAUCUAUUUAUGGUCGCCCCCUAUUUCCAUCUCAUAUGCUGUUUUCUUCUGAUUUUUAUUUUUAUUAGGCAAACAAUCCGUACUCAUGAAAACAAUUACAAAAUGAAAGGUUGUGGGUUGGUUUAGCAACUUCUUCACAGCCAGCUCUGUGAUUUUAGGAAGGAUUUAAGGCCCAGUUUAGUUUCACAGGUACAGCUUUUGGGCUGUCCCUUUCAUGGUUCAAUUGUAAGCAACGUCCCCCGUCAUAGAUUUUAGGGGUAAAGAUUUAGAAGGAACUAAUAUGUGACCUCUCAGUAAAUCAGUUGCCAAGACUUAGGAAGUCGUUUUAAUUUAUAUUCUUAACCUCACACUUUGAAGUUGUCUAAAUUGGCUGAAAAUAAGUAUUCUUGGUGCCUUAUUGGUUUAUCCUUGCAAACCUUUGUCGUGUUUUCUCGUAGUCAUUUCCAGUGAUAAGCCUGUGUGUGUGUUGUGUGUAAUUGUGAGCAAUGUACAAGCUUAAAUAAUGUGCUGACAGCACUGUUUCCAAGUUGGUAUUCAUUAGGCCGUUUCCUCCUGGGCUAGGGCUGCACUAAUCCUGACACCGGCUGCCAGGAGAAAACCUCAUGGAUCCCACACCGCACCUUAAUAACAGCAUCCGUGACCUGCAGUCUCAAGUACAGAAUGGGAACCCCAGAGCUAGGAAAUGUAGUUGUAUAUUUUAAUGAACUGCUAUCCCUGCUAAAGAGGCUUCUUUCACUUUUGUGCUCUACAGAAAGACCAAGGGGGGUAGGAGGGACAAAGCUUUGAAUAACUGCUUUCUAACACCGAAUGUGGCCAACAGGAUAGAGAACAUCACAAAUCUAGGCAGGUGUGAGGUACAGUGGCUGAGGAUUUCCUGCUCCCCCUGCAUGCCCUUUCUUGCCUCCAAAGUCCAAUCAAGUGAUCCUGGGAAAGAAAUACACCUAGGUUGAGGAGGGUGGUUUUGAAAGCAAAAGCUACCAAGACAUUAAAGCAGGGUGAAUGAAGGGUAGGCAGGAUGAAAGUAAGUAACCUGGCUCAGAACUCUCAAAAGCUUCUAGCAGCUUGAUGACAAUUACAGGAUUUAUUUCAGUCUGUGGUACAUCGUUUGAAGACGAUAUUACUUCAUGUUGUUACAAACUGUAUGUAUAGUAUGUAUGUGUUGUGGGUGUGUAUAUAAAUAAUAUAUAUUAUAUAUAUGAGAGAUUUAGUGACUUUUGAUACGGGUUUGGUGCAGGUGAAUUUAUUACUGAGCCAAAUGAGGCACAUACUGAGUCAGUAGUUCGAGUCCAGGGCAUUCAAUACUUUUUCUGAUUUCCGUGUAUGUGUAGUGCCUGUCCCAUGCGGUAUUGUCAGUGUCAUGUCAAAUCCAGAACUCAAAGCAGAGCCAGCGAUAUUUUAUUUGUAGACAAUCAACUAGCGUCUAUACAAUGAUUACUGGCAGAUGAUUUUAAUUCCAGGGUCCCUAACACUAGCAAAAGGAAACCCAGAGCAUCUUGAUAAGAAGUUUUCUGUUUUUGUUUUGUUCCUGGAGGUCAGUAGAAAAGCAGUUGUAUGUGGUUAUAUUAGUGUCAAGAUACUUAAUUUGCUGACCUUAUUAUUUCAGAAAAAAAAAUGUAUGUAUUAUAUUUGUGGGAAGUUAAAAUAAUGCUUUGAGAUUUUUAUCAAAUAUGGAGAGUAGUUAUUUAUGAAAAACAAAGAAAUGUCUAUUUUUGUUUCUUUGUUCCCAAUUCAUGUAGAUAAAUUUUAAAGUGCAUUAAAGCAAUGGUAAAGCAAAUAAGAUGCUGUACAAGUAUUUUUCUCAUGCUUUUAUGGAGAGACACUGUUUUCUAAGAGUAUCUGAAGGAGGUAUGUGCAUUCUAAUUUCAUGAUCAGAUUUCUCAGAUGUACUUUGAAUAUAAGUGGCAAUGUUUUUAUUGAUAAUAAAAUCAAGGAAAUUCCAAUCACCAGAAGGAGAACUAAUGAAAACAUGUUUUACCUGAAUAUACUUCAUAGGUUUCUCCUGCUGAUCCUGUGAUUGUUUCAUGAUUCACUUGAAGAAAUGAAGGAAAAUACACGUAAGAACAGA
Molecule: messenger RNA, 7302 nt
Organism: Delphinapterus leucas (beluga whale)
Lineage: Eukaryota; Metazoa; Chordata; Mammalia; Artiodactyla; Monodontidae
Gene: FZD5
Product: frizzled class receptor 5
Biological process (GO): non-canonical Wnt signaling pathway; canonical Wnt signaling pathway
Cellular component (GO): plasma membrane
Molecular function (GO): Wnt-protein binding; Wnt receptor activity
Source: RefSeq, a predicted model, not a curated record